This is a messenger RNA of Capsella rubella, 2008 nucleotides long. RefSeq names its product probable mediator of RNA polymerase II transcription subunit 26c. The transcript is spliced from 9 exons. Gene Ontology annotation, cellular component: nucleus. The record is from RefSeq and is a predicted model, not a curated record. Lineage: Eukaryota; Viridiplantae; Streptophyta; Magnoliopsida; Brassicales; Brassicaceae. Bases 700 to 1767 code for a protein of 355 amino acids.
AACACUCACCUCUCUCUCUUCUCUCUUCUCUCUCUAAAGCUGUUCAUCUCCCCAACCACAACAAACCAACUUGCUUAGCUUUGCUCUGUCCAGGGGCAAGAGCAUCCCCUCAAUAAAGCAAAUCCCAUUUUCUGUUUUCUUCUUUUACUUUUUGUCUUAAUUUCCAUUUUACUUCUUGUUAUUGGUUCUGUCUGAAUAAUAAUAAUUUUAUUUAACGGACCCAAACCAAACAAAUACUUGCAGAAGAAUGAAAGAAAAAGCAAUAACCCCCCAAACCAAAUUCUAAAGCCUCAAAUUUGGAAUAUUCCCUUUCAUCUUCCUUUUUUUUUUUUUUUAAUUUGCCAUUUCCUUAUUGAUCUUAUUUGAGAAGACGACCUCUGUUUCUUCUGUUUUUUUCUUUCUUUCUUCAUUCUCUCUUCCUCGUUACAGUAAAGCUUCAUCAAAAGCUCAAAAGGGUCUUCCUUUUUUUUUUAAUCUGGAUUUACCAAUCUUAUUCUUACGUUUUUGUUUUUCUCUGAUUGGUUUAUCUUUACACUAUUGAAUCUCAAGUUCUUCACGAUUUUUUUAGUUUUUAAUCUCCGCUGAAUCGAAUUCAUCAUCAUCUUUUUAGAUCUGGUUAUGUAAAUACCAAUUCGAUUUGCUCUGUUUUUGUAUUCCUUCAAAGUUACGGAAUUUGAAAAAGGUUCGUUGCCGGCGGUUAUGGAUUUGGAUGAUUUCCGAUCGAUUAUGGAAAACGCAGGUGUUGAUGUUUGGACAUUUAUCGAUACGGCGAUUCUGGUUGCCUCGCUUGACUAUGGUCAAGAGCUGAAGCGGCGUAGGGAUAACAUCGUCGAGCGUCUCUACGCGACUUCGAUGGCCAAUAAGUGUAGAAACUGCGACUUUGGUGGCGGCGGAACCGUUACGGAGGCGGCGGUUGGUAGGGUUAACGGGAGGGUUCAUGAGGAGACGGAGGAGGAAGAAGAAGAAGUAGUAGCAGCAGCAGGAGAUGAAGUAAGAGAGAAAUCUGUUAAUGGUGAAGACGAUGAUGAUUUCGAUCCGUUUGCUGGUUUGUUUGAUGAUGAGCAGAAGAGUAUUCUUGAGAUCAAGGAGAGACUUGAAGAUCCUGAUCUGUCUGAAGAAUCUUUGGUUGACUUGCUUCAGAACCUCGAAGACAUGGACAUAACAUUCCAAGCUCUUCAGGAAACUGAUAUUGGAAGGCAUGUGAAUCGAGUUCGGAAGCAUCCAUCUAACAAUGUCCGGAGAUUAGCUAAACAGCUUGUCAAAAAAUGGAAGGAAACAGUAGAUGAAUGGGUCAAAUUUAACCAGCCUGGUGAUCUCGAACCUCCGAGUUUGAUAGCCGAUGAGGACUCACCAGUGCAGAAAGCUCUCCAUAACAGUAAUCGCCAACAGGUGCCUGAUUUCGGAUAUUCACCGGUUCCUCAUAAUGGGUCUUCGGGUUCAAGCAGGAACAGUAACGUUACGGAGCCAGAGAGAAAACCAAGACCUGUUAGUGCUGCUCCUCCACCUAGGAGAGAAUCUCCUUCUCCAGCUAAACCUUCUCGCCCUUCCCCUUCUCAACAAAACAUGCAGAGGGACAAAGAGCAUAAAGAAGUUGAUUUCGACACAGCUCGGAAAAGGCUACAACAAAACUACAGACAAGCCGAGAAUGCUAAAAAGCAAAGGACCAUACAGGUGAUGGACAUUCAUGAGAUCCCAAAACCUAAGAAGGGUGGUGGAUUUUUUCCAAGAAAAGGCGGCAGUUCUCAAGGUGGUGGUAGACACUGGUAGAUUGAAAAAGAUGAGAGAGAGCGUAAGAGAGUUAAGUGAAACGAGGAAGAAGAUGCAAAAACAAGAAAGACAGAGAACAAAGCUCUGUUUUUGAGAGAGACACAAGAAGACAGUGAAUUCUAAAAAAAUGUUUCAAGAAUUUGGAAUUAAGUUGGUGGGUACACUUGUUUUCUAUUUUGUUGUUACUACUAUUAUUUUCUUUUUCAUUUUUUCUGAUGAACAGAACAUAAUUUUUCUUGGA